UCUCUCUUACAUAAAUUAAGGUAACCUUCAAUCUUUCCCAUUUCUCGUUAUUCAGACACUCAUCAAAAAAUUUAAAGUUACAAAAAAAAAAAAAAAAAAAACAAAAGAAAAUCAAGAAUGGCUUUCCCGGAGAACAACCCAUCACGGCAAUCAUUGAUCCCAAGUUAUCUCUACUCCUACCCUCCGAAUUCGAGCCGGUCGGUGAAUUCAUCUGCAGCGCCGCCAUCAAGGGCCGCCGGUACAGGGCGGAAUUUCUUGAUCCCGGCGCCGAAGGAGAGCAGGGUUGAGUUGUUCUCGCCGGCGUAUUACGCGGCGUGUACGGCCGGAGGAAUAUUGAGCUGCGGCCUCACUCAUAUGACCGUCACCCCACUCGAUCUCGUCAAGUGCAACAUGCAGAUAGAUCCCGCGAAAUACAAGAGCAUUUCGUCGGGUUUCGGAGUACUUCUAAAGGAGCAAGGGGUGAAAGGUUUCUUCCGGGGGUGGGCCCCCACUCUAAUCGGAUACAGCGCGCAAGGAGCAUGCAAAUUCGGAUUCUACGAAUAUUUCAAAAAGUACUACUCCGAUAUCGCGGGCCCCGAGAAUGCAGCUAAAUACAAGACGUUGAUUUUCCUAGCGGGGUCCGCGUCCGCGGAAUUCAUUGCUGACGUGGCGCUGUGCCCGUUUGAGGCUGUUAAGGUUCGUGUCCAAACGCAACCUGGCUUUGCUAGAGGCUUGUCCGAUGGGUUUCCCAAGUUUAUUAAGGCCGAAGGAGCUUCAGGGCUUUACAAGGGGAUUGUUCCGCUUUGGGGACGACAGAUUCCAUAUACAAUGAUGAAAUUCGCCACGUUCGAGAACAUAGUCGAGGCAAUUUACAAAUACGCCAUUCCAUCUCCAAAGGACCAAUGCAGCAAGAACUUGCAGCUCGGAGUUAGUUUCGCCGGUGGAUACGUGGCCGGCGUAUUUUGUGCUAUCGUUUCGCACCCUGCCGAUAAUUUGGUCUCUUUCCUUAACAAUGCCAAAGGAGCAACCGUCGGCGAUGCGGUAAAAAAGCUAGGGUUAGUGGGACUGUGUACCCGAGGCCUCCCUCUCCGUAUUGUGAUGAUCGGUACUCUCACUGGAGCACAAUGGGGUAUCUAUGAUGCUUUCAAAGUUUCUGUUGGCCUGCCUACUACUGGUGGUGGGAGUUCUGCUCCUGCACAAAAAUGAGGAGAGAGAAAGUUAUUUCUCCAAUUGUAUUAUUUUUUUUUCCCGCCAUGUUUCUUAAGCAAUAAAGGUGGUGGUUGAGCAAAAGAAUGGUUAGUAGAUUAAGUUUUGUAGCUGGGUUUUAUGUUUUAACUGUUUUGUAAUUUUUGUUUAAAUUUUAUUGCAAAUUGGUAAUGCUCGAGUGAAGCUCGACACCGGCAAGUAAGCCUCGGUUCAUGUAGCAGUGCGAAUUUUUCGUAAAAAUAAACUGAAUUCAGAAGAUGUGUAUA
Messenger RNA from Erythranthe guttata (spotted monkey flower), 1451 nucleotides. Its product is annotated as mitochondrial phosphate carrier protein 3, mitochondrial. NCBI's taxonomy places the organism in Eukaryota, Viridiplantae, Streptophyta, Magnoliopsida, Lamiales, Phrymaceae. Gene Ontology annotation, molecular function: phosphate transmembrane transporter activity. The record is from RefSeq and is a predicted model, not a curated record. Gene Ontology annotation, biological process: mitochondrial phosphate ion transmembrane transport. Gene Ontology annotation, cellular component: mitochondrial inner membrane.